Molecule: messenger RNA, 1269 nt
Organism: Diatraea saccharalis (sugarcane borer)
Lineage: Eukaryota; Metazoa; Arthropoda; Insecta; Lepidoptera; Crambidae
Source: the annotation of a GenBank genome assembly
AUGUCUAGUUUUCAGCAAAGUUAUUUGGCUAAGUGGGAACAAAUUCCGGAGUUUUCUUCGUGGCUUUCACGUUAUAAAGAUGACGAGUACGCCGCCUUUUGCAAAGCAUGCAGUGCGAAACUCCAAAGUAGAUUAGCAUCUAUAAAACAACAUGCAAAUAGUGAAAAGCAUAAAUCGAACUUUAAAAAAUAUAAAGGACAGUCAAAGGUUGAUAAAUUUUUUAGAAAGGUACCACUGAAAGACGAAGUCAAGAAAGCUGAACUCCGUUUUUGCAGUUUUUUUGCAGAACACAACAUCCCUUUUAGAGCUAUGGACCAUCUUAGACCCGAAUUUGAAAAAGAUAUGAUUGUAGACAUACUUCGUACUGCAUCUCCGUCAGGUAAACCAGUUUAUUCAAUUGUAAUUGACGAAAGUACAGAUGUUGCCACAGUCAAAGUAUUGGCGAUAGUAAUCAAAUACUUCUCUGAAACCGAAUGUACAGUAAAAACCAAAUUCCUUGAUUUAGUUGAUUUAAGUGGUGAGACCGCAGAUCAUUUAUUUAAUGCUUUGUCAUCAAAGUUAUCCGAAUUAGGUUUAGAUAUAAAAGAUGUGUUGGGAUUCGCUGCUGAUACUACGAAUGUGAUGUUUGGUCAACAUUCUGGCAUUGUUGCAAAAAUUAAAGAAGUGAACCCAAAGUGCUUUUUCAUAAAAUGUGUUUGUCACUCUGCAGCAUUAAGUGUUAGCCAUGCUUGCAAAAUACUGCCUAGAAAUUUAGAACAGAUGAUAAAAGAAGUAUAUGGAUAUUUUUCUCAAAGCAGCAAGCGUCAAAGAGAAUUUGCUGAGUUCCAAAAUUUCACUGACACUGAAAACCAUAGACUAUUACGUCAUUAUGAUAUAAGGUGGCUAUCGCUUCAUGCUUGUGUUAGUAGAAUAAUUGAGCAAUGGAGGGCACUGCAGUUGUUCUUUCAAGACCAAUACUUGAGUGAUCGCAUUCUAUCAUCAGAAAUGAUAUAUAAUUUUUUUACCAGUGAUAUAAACAAAUUGUACUUCUACUUUUUAGAUUACAUUUUGCCGAUUGUUAACAAAUUUAACAUAAUUUUUCAAGGCGACUAUCCGUGCAUUGAAAAAUUAUACGAUGAUGCAUCUAGUAUGUACUUGUCGAUUUUGGGUUGCUUCAUGAAAACUAAUUAUAUCAAAAGCACGGACAACGUAUUUACGUUAGACCCAAAGUCUACUAUAAAUUAUUUGCCAUUAAAUGAUAUGUACUUAGGGAUCCGAGUGGGUCAAUAA